Molecule: messenger RNA, 2031 nt
Organism: Sphenostylis stenocarpa
Lineage: Eukaryota; Viridiplantae; Streptophyta; Magnoliopsida; Fabales; Fabaceae
Source: the annotation of a GenBank genome assembly
AUGGACGACCGCGUCUCCCGUCGAACCGAGAUCCUCACCAACCACCUCCUCCGCCGCGCACAACCACUGUCGCCUCCCUUCGUUCUCCACCCCCACCGCUGCCUGAGCUACUGCCCCCCGGAGCUCUGCAACGAAUUCGCGUUCGACGCACGGGAGAUGAGAAGGCUGAUGGACGGGCACAAUCUGGAGGACCGCGACUGGCUCUUCUCCAUCAUCGUGCAGAGCGCCCUCUUCAACCGCCGCGAGCGCGCCGGAAGAAUCUUUGUCUGCCCCGACUACAACCAGUCCAUGGAGCAGCAGCGCGAAGCCACUAUGAAGCGCAUCGGGUAUCUUGUCGAGAGAGGGGUUUUCCGAGGGUGGCUUACCGGCGAAGGCCCGGAAGAGGAGCUGAGGAAGCUAGCCCUCCAUGAGGUUAUUGGGAUGUACGAUCACUCGCUUGCUGUUAAGCUUGGUGUUCACUACUUCCUCUGGGGUGGGGCUGUAAAGUUUCUGGGAACCAAGCGCCACCAUGACAAGUGGUUGAGUGCUACUGAAAACUAUGACAUGAAGGGUUGUUUUGCCAUGUCCGAGUUGGGCCAUGGAAGUAAUGUGCGAGGAAUUGAAACUGUCACUACUUAUGAUUCAAACACAGGAGAAUUUGUCAUCAAUACUCCAUGUGAAUCGGGUCAGAAGUAUUGGAUUGGUGGUGCAGCAAAUCAUGCAACGCACACUAUAGUCUUUUCACAGCUCACUAUAAAUGGAAGCAAUCAAGGGGUGCAUGCAUUCAUCGCCCAAAUCAGGGAUUCAGAUGGAAACAUAUGUCGAAACAUCCGAAUAGCUGAUUGUGGUCACAAAACUGGUUUAAAUGGAGUUGAUAAUGGCCGUAUUUGGUUUGAUAAUGUGAGGAUACCCCGGGAGAAUUUGUUGAAUUCCGUGGCUGAUGUUUCAGCAAGUGGUGAAUAUUUGAGUGCAAUAAAAAAUGUUGAUCAGAGGUUUGCUGCUUUCUUAGCUCCUUUGACCUCUGGCCGUGUUACUAUUGCUGUUAGUGCUGUUUACAUGUCCAAGAUUAGCUUGGCCAUUGCUAUAAGAUAUGCACUGACAAGGCGGGCAUUCUCCAUUACACCAAACGGGCCUGAAGUUUUACUGCUUGAUUACCCUAGUCAUCAACGGCGUCUGUUACCUUUACUUGCAAAGGUAUAUGCGAUGAGUUUUGCCGCUAAUGAUCUCAAAAUGAUGUAUGUCAAAAGAACACCCAGUUCAAACAAAGCAAUUCAUAUAAUUUCUAGUGCUUACAAGGCUACUUUUACUUGGAAUAAUAUGCGUACUCUCCAGGAAUGUCGUGAAGCCUGCGGAGGCCAAGGAGUUAAAUCUGAAAAUCGUGUUGGUCAUUUCAUGGGUGAAUUUGAUGUGCAAUCAACAUUUGAGGGGGACAACAAUGUUCUGAUGCAGCAGAUAUGCAAGGCACUCUUUGCAGAAUACGUAGCUUGUCAGAAGAAAAACAAACCGUUCAGUGGUUUGGGAUUAGAGCACAUGAACAAACCUUUGCCUGUUAUCCCAUCUCAGCUAACAAGUUCAACCGUUAGGAGUAGUGAAUUUCAGAUUGACCUGUUCCACCUAAGAGAGAGAGACCUAUUGAGGCGUUUUUCUGAAGAGGUCUCAGAACAUCAAUCUCGUGGAGAAAGCAAAGAGUCUGCCUUCAUUCUAAGCUAUCAGCUAGCAGAAGACUUGGGCAGAGCUUUUUCAGAACGAGCAAUACUGAAAACGUUCAUGGAUGCCGAGUCAACUUUACCAGCUGGUUCAUUGAAGAAUGUGUUGAGUCAAUUGAGAUCGUUGUAUGCUGUGAUAAGUGUGGAUGAAGAUGCUACCUUUCUUCGAUACGGAUACCUGUCAACAGAGAAUGCUUCAGCAGUAAGGAAAGAAGUGCCAAAACUCUGCGCUGAACUUCGACCACAUGCACUUGCCUUGGUCAGUUCCUUUGGUAUUCCUGAUGCUUUUUUGAGCCCUAUAGCAUAUAAUUGGGUUGAUUCAAAUUCUUGGUCCUCUCAACUUUAG